Nanorana parkeri is the source of this 783-nucleotide messenger RNA. Its product is annotated as G-protein coupled receptor 39-like. The record is from RefSeq and is a predicted model, not a curated record. Gene Ontology annotation, molecular function: G protein-coupled receptor activity. Gene Ontology annotation, biological process: G protein-coupled receptor signaling pathway. Gene Ontology annotation, cellular component: membrane. The transcript has a single exon. NCBI's taxonomy places the organism in Eukaryota, Metazoa, Chordata, Amphibia, Anura, Dicroglossidae. Bases 1 to 783 code for a protein of 260 amino acids.
AUGCCACCAUUAAGAGCAACUCCUGAGACACCAGUCAGGCUCAGUAACUGUGGCAAGUCUUUAGUGUCCAUGGUUUAUAUCCUACUGCUUCUGGCUGGAAUCCUAGGGAACACUCUAGUUAUUAGAGUACUGCAGGGAAUACGUGGUCGACGUGGAGUCCAGACCUCUCUCAGUCAUCACAUGUGCAGCCUGGCAUCCUGUGAUAUUUUACAGCUGGUACUUGGUAUUCCAACUGAGUUGUAUGGAAGCAUUUGGAGCCCCUUCCCAUGGCCACUUGGGGCUGUUGGCUGUUCUGGCGUCUACUACCUGUGGGAAGUGCUCUGUUACUCUGCAAUUUUUAAUGUGUUGUCUUUAAGCUGCGAGAGACACCGUGCCACCUGUCAACCGCUAAGCCUCCGUCUGCGGCAGUCGUCAAGGGUGCGCCUUCGGCUAUGCUUACUAUGGCUGAUUUCUUUCUUGGCUGGGCUGCCCAUGCUGUUUUCAAUAGGCUUGGAAACUAUUAAUGUGAAAGAUAUUCAGGAGAAACCCUUUAACGUGCAAGUGUGUACUCCACUGCACCAAUGGAUGGGACUCUUCACUACCAGUGUCUGCAUGUCCUUCCUAACAUAUCUGGGAGUGUUGGUGGUGGUGGGUGUAACUUGCUGGAGAAUGAGGAGAGCUUUGCGGGCUAAUACAGGUCUGGAUAUCACAGGACCCAAUGGAUCCAUUCAGUUAUUUGACAGUUUCUCUGGUCGUCAUAUAGCAGUGCGCAGGCAAAAUGCCACGCUUCUUGGUGAGUACUAG